Helianthus annuus (common sunflower) is the source of this 2727-nucleotide messenger RNA. RefSeq names its product metalloendoproteinase 5-MMP. The transcript is spliced from 2 exons. Gene Ontology annotation, cellular component: extracellular matrix. Bases 493 to 2370 code for a protein of 625 amino acids. The record is from RefSeq and is a predicted model, not a curated record. Lineage: Eukaryota; Viridiplantae; Streptophyta; Magnoliopsida; Asterales; Asteraceae. Gene Ontology annotation, biological process: collagen catabolic process; extracellular matrix organization; proteolysis. Gene Ontology annotation, molecular function: metalloendopeptidase activity; RNA binding; zinc ion binding.
UUUACUUAGACUGGAAGGUAUGGAGGAGGCAAGUCCUCUAAGGAUGGGCCGUCACGUCACGUCACCGCCAUGUAGGAGUGGCUUGGAGGGGAUGGACCUAGGGGGUGGGGGAUGAACCCCUUUGUGUAUAUAUAUGUAUGUAUGUAUAGGUAUAUGUGAGAGAAGGAAGGAGAAGGAGGGCCGGCAAGAACGGCCGGGGGUUGCUGGUCAAGCCGGGACGGGCCGGGAGGGGCUGUGUGGGGGACCUACACCGGGCCUCGCCGGGCCUAAGCCGGCCCCCAUACCUUCUAGUCUUAAAGUUCAAAUCAAAUCACAACUUUACUUUUGGUUCCACCACUUAUUAAUUUGUCACGAUGAGCUCUGUGAAAACCACUGAACCCUGCAUCCUUACCUAGCCGUUGUUGGUUGUAAACCUCCCCCAAGCUAAGCUACUGGUUUGGCGAUAACUAACACGUUCGUUGGAUUGUUUAGUUAAUCACCAUAAGAUAAGAGAUGGGGAGACGAGGGGACUUCCGGAGGGGUGUAGAUAACAGGCAGCUUUCGGCGGAAGACCAAGAACUUCGUAGACGGAAACAGGAAGAGGUCAGCAGAAUCAAGGAAGGCAAGUAUCAUCAGGAAGAAAGGUGGCAGCGGAUCCUUAGCAAGGUCGAGAAGAGAAAAGAGAAGAGAUUCAUCGAAAGGGAACAUAGGCUCCGUAACACAACAACGUUUUUUGUCUCAAACUUACCGGAGGGAUGUUCGAAAGAGAGAUUGUGGGACGCCUUCCAACACUUGGAAAACCUUGAGGAUGCCGUCGUCCCUUCUAAAAGAGAUGGGGCGGGGAACAAAUUCGGUUUCAUCAGAUUAUCAAAAGCAUGGGAUGUAGAUAAAUGGUUGGUGAGACUGAAGGAGGUGAAGAUUGACGGGGCAAUAGUCGAGAUCGAUGUAGCUAAAUUCAACAGGUAUGGUUCCAAGGCCUCUGGUAGUAGCAGAGGUCCUAUCUCUGUGUUCAACAGGUUGGGGGAUGGGCAUAAACCUUCCGAGGAGAGGGCGUAUCGGCAGGUCCCUGCUGAAAGAAAGGUUGCUUCCAAACCUAACUCGUUCUUAGGUGCACUAAAUGGUUCUAAGGAACGUGUUCUACAAAGCAAUGUGAUUGAGCUACCGCCAAUGGAUACGCAGGCAAAAAGAACGUGGGAGUUUAGAUCCCUUAUCGGGGAAGCUAAAGAAUUAGAGACCCUGAACAAUCUCAAAUCGCUCCUGUCAGGAAUCAAAGAUAAAUGUCCAGUUCUAAGGUAUUUGGGCGGCUUAAAAGUGCUCCUUACGUUCAAAGAUCAGGCGGAAGCUAAUGAGUUUUUAAGGGACCAGGCGGAAACUUGGUCAGAAUGGUUCUCUAGAGUGUAUGUUUGGGAAGGCAUCCCACCGGUUUUCGAGAGGAUAGCUUGGAUUCGGGUGAUCGGUGUUCCAGUGUGCCUAUGGGAUAGGAAUGUGUUUACCCGAAUUGCAGAAAGAUGUGGAAGGGUGUUAGUGGGCUCAGAAGCUCAGUUGGAAGACGACAAUUUAGCGGUGGAUAGAAUGGCAAUUCUUGUUCAGUCUGGUAAACGUGUUUCAAAUGAGAUUCUCAUGUCUUGGAAGGAGCAUGAAUUUAAGGUUUGGGUGGAAGAAAUCGAUGGUUGUUGGUGCCCGUCUUUCCUUGACGAGCAGUUUACGCCAUCGCCGGACAUAGCCUCUCCGGUGGUAGUGUCCACAGAGGUCAGCUCUAGGAGAAGGGAUAUGAAUCGUUGUUAUAGGGAAGAGGAAAGGUUGGGCAUGGGUAACGUGCACGACGGCAUGCAUGGGGCUCCAAGUAUGUGCAUGGAAAAUCUAAAUGACUUUUCAUCCCCCAAGACCGAUGAACACGUGCAGGAGGAGUUGCUUGGGGAUCUGGAUUCGCUGCAAAAAAGCAUUCCAAAUGAGAGAGAAGAUGUGGGGCAUGUCUCAGGUAUCGUUCAAGAGGAAGAGCAAGAUGGGCCUUGUACUAUCAAUACUAGGCCCAGUUACAUCACAUGCAGGCCCAAACGCGGUAACAAACUCAAGAAAAAGGUCCAAAACUUCAUUAUCCCUGAUUUAAAUCAGGAGCCGGAGAUUUCAAACACUUCGGACCCUUUCAACCUCGAGGAGAUCUUCCGUUUAGAAAAGGAGGUCAACAGGAUGAGGGAAACUGUUCCAAGUUGUAGUAUUCACAGGGAGGCGUCGGAAGAAAUUGUGGGGGAAGAGCAGGUUGGCCUUAAUUUUGAGGAAGAAGUCUCUCGUACAUUGGAAUUUGGGGUCUGUCUGGGGAUAGGUGUGGAUGGUUUUGAGAAUCACGUGAAAAAAUUGAUUUGUGGGGAGAUGGAGAUGAACCGGGAUCAAUGAAUUUUAUCUCAAGCUAUAGCAAUGGGGGUUUGGUGUCGGUUUGGGAUCCGGAUGGUAUUGGUUAAUUUUGUUUCCGUAGGGCUGUUGUAAUUGUCUUUGUGUUUCUGUCGUUUUUUUUCCUGUUUUGUUCCCAGUUUCUAGCUGGCUCUUUAUAUAUAUAUAUAUAUAUAAAGUGAUUUGCCGUUCAAAAAAAAUAAGGGGUAUCGAACACUCAUGUUUUAUAAGAUGUCAAUUCAAUUAAAUGAUCAUUUGAAUAGUCUUUUAUUUUAAACUUUGGUAGCAAAGGGUUAACAAGUGGAGGAGUACAUCAGAACUGGGAAUGCUUUAACAAAGGGAAUGAUUUUCGUGGGAUCAACA